AGCACGCGUUCCACCAUGCCGUGGCCACCAACCGGCGACCGCGCGAGUGAACCCAACCCAACCCACGUCCGGUUCCCGCGACAGCCGAAAACCCCGGCGCCGACGCAAGAGAAACCCACCGGAAAACGCACGCCGGUCAAGGCUCGAGCGUCGGUAUAUUUACGUGCUGGACCGAAGAAGGCGAAGUCAUCACGGUCACGCAUGCCCGCGUCAGAUCGUCGCACGCGUAUGCACGGUUGCACUACUGCUUCUCUUAUCGCCAUGAAGCUCCGUGGCGUGCUGCUCGUCCUCGCCGCCACCGGCGUCGUGGCGGUGCUCCUCCUGACGGCCGACGACGAUGACGCCGGUGCCGUCGCACCGGCGCCUCCCUUCAACUCCUCGCGUGUCAAGGCCGUCUCGUGGCAGCCAAGGAUCUUCGUGUACAAGGGGUUCCUCUCCGACGCCGAGUGCGACCACCUCGUGAAGCUGGGGAAGAAGAAGGUGCAGCGGUCCAUGGUGGCGGACAACGCGUCGGGGAAGAGCGUCAUGAGCACGGUGCGCACUAGCUCCGGCAUGUUCCUCGACAAGCGCCAGGAUCCAGUGAUAAGUAGAAUUGAACAGAGGAUUGCAGCAUGGACAUUUCUUCCUGAAGAGAACGCUGAGAACAUUCAGAUACUCCGCUAUGAGCACGGUCAGAAGUAUGACCCGCACUUCGAUUAUUUCCACGACAAGGUCAAUCAGGCGCGGGGAGGACACCGGUACGCGACGGUGCUCAUGUAUCUGUCCACCGUCGAGAAGGGAGGCGAGACCGUGUUCCCCAACGCCAAGGGGUGGGAGUCUCAGCCCAAAGAUGACACUUUUUCUGAGUGUGCACAGAAAGGAUUGGCAGUGAAGCCGGUGAAAGGUGACGCGGUGCUCUUCUUCAGCCUUCAUGUCAACGGCGUUCCGGACCCACUCAGCCUCCAUGGGAGCUGCCCGGUCAUCGAAGGCGAAAAAUGGUCUGCGCCUAAGUGGAUCCAUAUCAGGUCCUAUGAGCAUCAGCCGAUCCUGGAUGGGACCGAAGGAUGCUCCGACAAGAAUGAGAAUUGCGCGCAAUGGGCUGCAGCCGGCGAGUGCGCGAAGAACCAGGUGUACAUGGUAGGCGGCGAGGGAUCGCCUGGUCAGUGCCGGAAGAGCUGCAAAGUCUGUGAUUCGUAGACUGUUCUGCAUUUUAUUUCAAAAUGCAAUGUGGGCAUCACUAGCAGGAUACAGACUUGAUGUGUACAUAAUUAGAGAAAUUUUCAAGAUGAAAUGAGGCGGUAUCUGCGUUUUCAGGCAGUGAACAGUAGUAAAGAUAGACGCUUCUUCUUCUUGUGUUUUGAAACUGUCAAAUUUACUGCAGGUGCAGAUGAAGUAACUUUUGGUAUUUA
Phragmites australis (common reed) is the source of this 1388-nucleotide messenger RNA. RefSeq names its product probable prolyl 4-hydroxylase 6. The record is from RefSeq and is a predicted model, not a curated record. Gene Ontology annotation, biological process: peptidyl-proline hydroxylation to 4-hydroxy-L-proline. NCBI's taxonomy places the organism in Eukaryota, Viridiplantae, Streptophyta, Magnoliopsida, Poales, Poaceae. Gene Ontology annotation, cellular component: endoplasmic reticulum. The transcript has 7 exons. Gene Ontology annotation, molecular function: L-ascorbic acid binding; iron ion binding; procollagen-proline 4-dioxygenase activity. The coding region runs from base 16 to 1176 and encodes 386 amino acids.